This is a messenger RNA of Blumeria graminis f. sp. triticale, 3648 nucleotides long. The record is from the annotation of a GenBank genome assembly. Lineage: Eukaryota; Fungi; Ascomycota; Leotiomycetes; Helotiales; Erysiphaceae.
AUGAGUCGCGAGGAAACUAAGGCUGCUGCUUACAUUCACCAACUGAAUGAAGCAAGAUGUCACGGAAAUUGGAGCGCAGUACCUGAGCUCCUUCGAAAAAUACGAAAAUACUCCCAACAUCGAUCAUGUCUCAUCACGGCAGCCGAAUGCGAAUACACCCUAGCUAUGGAAGCGCAUAAAAAUAUUACAAUAAUUAAUCCACCACUCCCAAUAGUUCUCAACACUACCACAACAUCCAUUUCCUCGACCUCUCUAGGAAUCUCUAAAUUCAUACCAGUAUUGGAAGAGUCCAUCAGUAAAGAUAAGACGCACAACGAAGAUUGGUUUCAAGCACAGGUUUGCUUGGGUUGGAUAUACUGGCAAUUGGGUGAAUUUUCUUCGGCUAUCGCAAAACUUCCUAGUAAUAUCGUUCAGGAAUAUGCAGAAGUAGAUAGUUCAGAGAAUAAAGUAUCUGAGUGGACUAAGCUAUGCGCCAUCAAGGCUUCUUACAUUAAAGGCAAUUCACUUCAGAAGAAUAACUUGGUUUCGGAAGCUUUAGAUACACUUGAAUCUGCACUACCGAUACUGCUAAGUUUAUUAGAAAGCAUCAGGUACAAAAACGAAAUAUUAUUGUGGGUAGAACUCUUCUUAACUAGCUUAUGCAUGCUAUGUAGCGAAGUGGUCAAAACAAGAACCUCAGCAACUCUACAAACUGAUACACUAUCUGCAUUCAGAUCAUGGGCGAAAUUCUGGGAUGUUCAGGAUUCGGUGCCAGCUUCUGUUCAGAAUAAAUGUGCCGAGUCUUCUCGAAGGCAUGUCUGGAGGGAAUAUUACAUCACAUUGUCACAUCUUAUAAGACAUGACCUACCAUAUCCCACUACAGCUUUGUCAGUAGCAUACCCCGAGGUAUCUACAAGAUAUCAACAGAGAGCUGAGCUUAAGAAAGUUGAAUCUCAGUAUGAAAAGAUUCUUAUGAGCGAGGCUCCGUUUCCUACUGCCGAAAGUAACGAUGAAGAAGUAGAAGCUUUUGUUGAAGUUGUAAUGCAAAAUUGGCGAAUUAUUUGUGGUUAUGCAUGGAAAGAAACUGAUCUUGGCGAUGGUGGAGCAGUAGCCGUCAGUAGGGAUGUUCUCGAAAUUCUCUACAGAGCCUCCAAAAAAACAUUUCACUCGACUACCAUUCUUCGCUAUCUCUUUACCGUGCAUCUGACCAUUGCAGAGUUCGACUUGGCCUUUAAGGCAUUCGAAACUUUUAUGGACAAAGUAACAAAAGGUAGAUCACGACAGAGGGGACCAGUAGAAAACGACGAUGAAAUUUUUGGCGAUGAAGUCUUUAUAAAGACGACCUGUGAGUAUAUCAAGGCCAUAUGCCGCUAUGGAUACUUUGAAGAGGCCAAUUAUGCAAAUAAGACCUGCAAGUAUUUGGAGGAUUGGUUAAACGCGCAUUUCUCGGAUAACCCCAAUCCAGAGGACAGAAGCUCUCAUGACGAGCCAUCAUUAUCUCCAAAACCUAAAGUUUCACCCCAAACUAUUGCUCUAGCAUGGCGUUGUGUUGGAAUCGGAUAUGCGCAAUAUGCUCAACUAACCUUUGAUGCCACAUCUAGAUCCGAUAUGCAAUCUAAAGCAGAGAAGUACUUUCGAAAAUCACUUCUACCGCAAUUUGAAAGCACAAGAGAACCGGAGACAAUUUUCGCUCUCGGGCUUCUUCUUGCAGAGCAGAGACAACUAUCUGAUGCAAUAGAAGUUGUAAAAUGUGGUCUUCUACCAAUUUCAUCAGAUACGCAUUCAAUUGAAAAUUUAAAUCAUACCAGAUGCUCACAAAGAGAAAUUGUGUUAAUACCUCUAUGGAAUCUGAUGUCGCUGCUUCUCAGUGCUCGCCAAAAAUUUUCUAUGGCUAGCAAGUCAUGUGCGGGUGCCUUUGAACAAUUUCAACAUCAAGUAAAAUCAUCUUCUGGGAACACUGAUCCAAUUGAAGGUAGUACAUACCAAUAUAAGUUUGAAGUACAAGCUAAAAAAACCAAAGGUGUGAUUGAAGUCAUGAAUGAAUUCGAGAAAGAGAAUCUACUUGAUAUCAAAAUGACACAAUUGGCGUUAAUAGAGGUUUUAGAAGGACCUGAGGUCACCGUAAAUGCUUGCGAUGAACUACUAAGCUUAUUUGCAAAACUUUUUGGAGAUAUCAAAGAGGAUCGACCACCAGUUGAUCAAUUACCUGCAAUGUCAAACCACUCCAUGGGGCCCAUCAAAGGGAGUUUAUUUGGCUGCUCAGCGCGAAGAGUUCAUACUAACACUGAUUCUCUUAUGGCUCGUCCAGCAUCUCCUAAAACAAAGAUAACAAAAACACCAAAAAUUCAAGUCACUGGUGAAGAUAUCCAGGUAGCCACACAAAAGACUACUGGAGGAAAUGAGCCUAGUCAACGUACUGAUUCUCAAGUGAACUCGAUUAAAUUCCUCAAAAAGAAUAUGAAUGAAUCUCACAGAAAUGAAGAGGCAAAUUUCACUGCAUCGCAGUAUCAAGAGGACAAUACUCAAGUUCGAAUGUCUGAGGAUCAGGAAUCAAGAACAAUGAUAGAAACUGCCAAAGACCAAAUUUCCGAACAUUUUACUGGCAAAGAAUCUCAUCCUCAAGGGCAAAUGUUUGGAGCCAUAAACCCAGAAAGUUCUAGCAAGAACUACUUAGCAAUGCAAUCAAAAUCAGUGACUGAAGAUCCUAAGAUUAUAUCUCAUACUCAGGAAAAUCAGGGUAUUAGAUUCCUUGAUCACUCCUGUCUUAACCCAGCUGUUCGCUUCUCGAAUGAUCAGCAAAGAAGAAGAAAACUAGCUAUUCUCAUUAAGGUUUGGCUCAUGAUUAGUGGAUUAUACCGACGAGCCUCUUUUUAUGAAGAUGCACAUGGUGCCAUUAAUGAAGCACACCAGCUUAUGAGUGAGAUUGAUACUAGUAUCAUGAAGGAAAUGAAAGGCUCUCAAUCAGUUUUUGGUGCUGGAUUGAGUUUUAGAAAAAGACCCGGGGAAGUCUGGGGUGAUAUCUACGCUGAACUUGGCUAUCUUGCCAUUGCAGAAAAGUCGCAUCACUCUGCACUGAUGCACUUUGAGACUGCCCUAACACAUUUUCGUGACCAUCCUAGUGCAAUUAUAGGUCUUUCUGGCAUUUUAAUAGAUAUCUACACUCAAGAGCUUCUUCCACCCCCCCCAAUUCCAACCAUCACACCCCCCGAUAAUAUUUUUCCUUCAUCUUCAACUUCAAAUGUAACUAUUCGACAAAACUUAAAAUCGUCUUUAACAAGCAAGAGGUCAUCCACUAUCCAAAUAGCACCGGCAAGACCUCUUGGAUUUCCUGUGACCAUAAAAAGCGGCAUAACUGUAGAGAGGCAACCGAAACAUGUUGAUCUUGGAAGUGGCACUUGCUUCUCUCGUGAAUUCAGCCACAAAGAUCCAUCUACUUUGUUGCUUGAUAGAUUAGCUGCACGAGAUAGAGCUUUUGGGCUUCUCCGUACCCUUACAAACACUGGUGCAGGCUGGAAUUGUAGUGAUGCAUGGUUUGUACUCGCAAGGGCAUACGAAGAGAGCGGGCAACUCGAGAAAACAAGAGAAGCUCUUUGGCGGUGUGUAGAACUAGAAGAAAACAAAGGAGUGAGAAGCUGGGGUGUGGCUGGAAGUGGUGGAUAUGUGCUUUAG